Messenger RNA from Stomoxys calcitrans (stable fly), 4259 nucleotides. It is a transcript of the gene Vps15, whose product is annotated as phosphoinositide 3-kinase regulatory subunit 4. Gene Ontology annotation, molecular function: protein binding; ATP binding; protein serine/threonine kinase activity. The record is from RefSeq and is a predicted model, not a curated record. Gene Ontology annotation, biological process: macroautophagy; late endosome to vacuole transport; autophagy of peroxisome. Bases 97 to 4167 code for a protein of 1356 amino acids. Gene Ontology annotation, cellular component: nucleus-vacuole junction; late endosome; phosphatidylinositol 3-kinase complex, class III, type I. Lineage: Eukaryota; Metazoa; Arthropoda; Insecta; Diptera; Muscidae. The transcript has 11 exons.
UUGAGUAAAUUUGUUAGCAAACAACAACAGGAGAAAAUUAAUAUUUUGCAAAAAUAUCAUUUUAAUGAUUUUUAAAGGCAUAGAUACAGUUUAAACAUGGGAAAUCAAUUGGUGGGAAUAGCACCAUCUCAAAUAUAUCCUGUAGAACAUUAUUUCUCGGGACAGUUUGGUGACAUUGUAUUCGAUUCCAACAUGGGAAGUACCCGUUUCUUUAAAGUGGCCAAAGCAAAGUCAGAAGAGGGUCUAAUAGUGGUAAAAGUCUUUGUAAUACAUGAUCCCACAUUGCCAUUGGAGGAUCAUAAAGCAAGAGUGGAGUCCAUAAAGAAAUCCCUAACAAAUGCAGUAAAUUGUUUGCCCUUUCAAAGAGUGGAGAUCACUGACAAGGCGGCCUAUAUAAUGCGUGAAUAUGUCAAACAUAGCCUAUACGAUCGCGUUUCCACUAGACCCUUCCUUACCGUUUUGGAAAAGAAAUGGAUAACCUUUCAAAUUUUGUGUGCCUUAAAUCAAUGCCACAAACAGAAAAUAUGUCAUGGUGAUAUUAAAUUGGAAAAUAUUUUGAUAACAUCCUGGAAUUGGAUACUUUUGUCGGAUUUUGCUUCAUUUAAGCCAACCUACUUACCCGAAGAUAAUCCUGCUGAUUAUACCUAUUUCUUUGAUACCAGUCGCAGACGUACUUGCUACAUAGCACCCGAAAGAUUUGUUAAGACCCUAUCAUCCGAGGAUAUGGACGACAAUGCUGCAAUUUUUCCCACGGACUCUAUAAUACGUUUGGGUCCCCAUUAUUCAGGCAAUUCAUUACUGUCAGCCAUGGAUAUCUUUUCAGCGGGGUGUGCUCUGUUGGAGUUAUGGACUGAGGGAACUGCUCCUUUUGAGUUGUCCCAAUUGUUGGCCUAUCGCCGAGGUGAAAGAGAAUUGGUGGAAAAACAUUUGCAAGGCAUCGAAAAUGAACGCUUGCGUAAUUUAUUAGCAUCCAUGAUAGACAUAAAUUCCAUAAGUCGCAAAAGUGCUGAAGAUUAUUUAGACCAAGAAAGAGGUCGUCUUUUCCCCGAAUACUUCUAUUCAUUCCUACAAUCAUAUUUGCAAAUGUUUUCCUCUUCACCCAUUAUGUCACCAGAUGAUAAAAUCGUACGUUUGCAUUCCGAUAUUAAUCAUUGCAUAAAGGUUCUAACCUCUGGCCAUUGUUCCGAUUUAACUCCCGAGUCGGAUGAGGCAGAUGAAAAAUAUGACAUAGCCAAAGAGUUGGACGAAAACGAUGGCGAAAAGAAGGAUGAUGAAUCAUGUGCCAAUAUUCCUCCAGAUCAGGAUGGUUUAAUAUUGAUCAUAACCGUGGUUACUUCGUGUAUACGAGGUCUAAAACAUUCGAAUACAAAGAUAUGUUCACUGGAAAUACUGCAAAAGCUAUCAAAGUACACAACAUCGGAGACCAUAUUGGAUCGUAUAUUGCCAUAUAUUAUCCAUUUGGCCCAGAAUUCCUCAGCCAAAGUCCAAGUGCAGGCCAUUGAAACUUUGACAGCUUGUCUUAGCAUGGUUAAAGAUAUACCACGAAGUGAUGCCAACGUUUUUCCCGAAUACAUUCUACAGUCCAUAACACAAUUGGCCAAUUGUGAUCAAAGUGCUGUUAUAGUGAGAGUGGCCUUUGCCAGAAACAUAGCCAAGUUAGCAAAAAUCGCCAUUUACUUUCUGGAGGAAACUCAACGUAACUCACCCAAUGAUAUGCCCACACGUCGAUAUGAGGCCGAGUUAAAUGCCCUACAUGAAAUCAUACGUUUGACAGUGCUGAGUUUAUUAACCGAUCCCAAGGCCGUAGUGAAGCAGACCUUAAUGGAAUCCAAUAUUUGCGACUUGUGUGCAUUCUUUGGCAAAGAGAAAGCUAAUGAUGUUAUUUUAUCUCAUAUCAUGACCUUCCUGAAUGAUGAGGAUAAAAACUUACGAGGCUCUUUCUAUGACAAUAUUGCUGGGGUAGCUGGUUAUGUGGGUUGGCAGGUUUCGGAUAUUUUAGUGCCCUUGCUGCAGCAAGGCUUUACAGAUCGCGAAGAAUUUGUCAUUGCCAAGGCAAUACGUGCCGUCACCAUACUCAUCGAAUUGGGUCACAUAAAAAAGCCCACUGUCACUGAUAUUAUACAGGAAACGGCCUGCUAUCUUUGCCAUCCAAAUUUAUGGAUAAGGCAUGAAAUUUGUGGUAUGAUAGCCACUACAGCUCGUAAUCUUUCGGCUAUAGAUGUGCAAUGCAAAAUAAUGCCUGCCAUACAGAAAUUCCUUAAAACACCCAUAAUUCAAGUGGAGAAACCGGAUAUAUUGUUGGACUGUAUUUUGCCACCCAUACCCAGACAGAUUUAUGACAGUGUCAUACGUUAUGCAGAUGUUCACACGUUUAUUCACGCCCUGGAGGAGAGGGCCAAAAUACGUAGUGCCACUAGGUCGGGGGCAACACCACAAUAUGGUGAUUUGGGAAGUUUGGGAGGGCUUUUCCGCCGCUUAACAUCUGAUGGCUUAACCGAUCAAGUAGAGAAACAAUUGCUGGCCAUGAAAGUUUUCCUGGUGAAAUUGAAAUAUAAAUCUCAGCAAGAUGCCGAUGAACCUUCCAUCUCCGGUAAUGGCCGCAUAAGUUUGAGAAGAAACUUCGUUGUAUGCCAUGAAUUUCCUUUGGGGGAUCGGCAUAGCAAUGCAAAAAUGAAUCUGGAACCCCGGCCAAAUGAUGGUAUUACUCCCACAUCGCCCAUAUCUGAUACUGCGGUUUCGCCAGGCGGCGGGAUGUCUGGCUCGCCAGCUUCUGGGGUAAUAGUUUUGGGUACGCAACCGACAACUGUUAGCGCGGCUACAUCAUUGGGUGAAUAUACCAUGCCCGAAAGGAAUUAUUGGCAAGAACGCUCUUCAGAAUGCCGCAAAGAUUUGGAGAACUUACGCUCCAAAAUGAAAAGCCAAUACAGUGUAUUGGCUCUUUCACAACGCAGUCAUUUGGACAAAUUAAAUUCCCCUUAUCCCCAUGGCUGGCGUUUGGGUGGCACCAUGGUUGCCCAUUUGCAUGAACAUUCCGAAUCAGUCAUAAAGUUGACUUCUCUCAAACCCCAUGGUCCUCUCUUUGCCAGCGGCAGCAUAGAUGGCACAGUUCGUUUAUGGGAUGCCAACAAAUUGAGUGUAAACAAUGGCAUAAAUAAAUCACGUCAAGUGUAUACGGCAAACACUCCAAUAUAUUCCCUGGCGGCUUGUGACAACGGACAGUCUUUGGCUGUGGGAGGCAAAGAUGGUAGUUUAUUGAUAAUGAGAAUCGAUAGAAAUUCUUCCAAGAUGACAUUGCAACAAGCUUUGCAUUUAGAUCAAAAUGAAAAUGAUGGCCCCGUGGUUGACAUGCAUUCCUAUGAGCAAUGCUCACAAAGUGUUAUCAUUUAUGCCACACUCUAUGGUGGCAUUGUGGCUUGGGAUACACGCAUGCAAAACAGUGCUUGGCGCUUGCAAAAUGAAUUGCGUCAUGGCGUGAUUACCACCAUUUGUGCUGAUCCCACGGGUUCAUGGCUGGUUACUGGCACCAGUGGCGGUAAACACAUAUGCUGGGAUUUAAGAUUUCGUUUACCCAUAGCUGAAAUUAAGCAUCCUGCCGAUUCUUGGAUACGCAAAGUGGCUUGUCAUCCCACUGAGCCAUCCUGUUUGAUAUCGGCUUCGCAAUCAAAUAAUGAGGUAUCAGUGUGGAAUAUAGAAACUGGUCACCGUCAUACCGUACUUUGGGCAAGUUCUGCGCCAGUAUUGUCAUAUACUAGUAUGAAUGAUCCUGCCACCACAUGUGGUGUAUUAAGUGGUGUUGUGGAAAACUCACCCUUUAUUAUAACUGGUAGUUCAGAUCAACGUUUGCGUUUUUGGGAUUUGGCUCAACCCAAGAACUCAUCCAUGAUAGUUCCUUCGGCUAAAGAUAAUCUAAAUCUGGUGUCCUUUAACUAUGAUUCUCGCUUGAUAGAAGGCAGCCAAGUCAUAGAGGAACACCUCAUUUCAUUGGGCAAUGUAGCCGAUAUAAAUACUUUGAGAUCUUCGACUGAGGAAAAUCCCAGAUCUGGUCCCGAAAUGCCUUCUGCCAGUCAUCAUGAUGCCGUCACAGACUUACUUAUGUGUAAAACUGACAAAGAUCAAAUAUAUGUGGCUUCGGCUUCACGCGAUGGUGUCAUUAAACUAUGGAAAUAGAUUAUCUUGAGUAUACUUUAUGUUCUAAUCUGAUUAUAUCCUAUGAUUGUAUUUUUUACUGUGAUUAUUUGUUAAGCAUAUUCAUAUGUAUA